Messenger RNA from Bicyclus anynana (squinting bush brown), 3333 nucleotides. RefSeq lists its product as uncharacterized. The coding region runs from base 1 to 3267 and encodes 1088 amino acids. The transcript has 18 exons. NCBI's taxonomy places the organism in Eukaryota, Metazoa, Arthropoda, Insecta, Lepidoptera, Nymphalidae. Gene Ontology annotation, molecular function: UDP-glycosyltransferase activity. The record is from RefSeq and is a predicted model, not a curated record.
AUGACGAUUAAGGUGACGGCAACGGUGAUGGCGACGGGGAAGGUGACGGUGACGGUGACGGUGACGGUGACAGUGAAGACAAUGCAUUUUAUAUUGCAAUGGGUGCUUAUAAUCAUAACAAUGCUGUUUGGAACAAUCAACUCGUACAAACUCCUAGUCAUAAGUCCACUGCCAUUUAAAAGCCAUUCAAUUUUGGGUGAAGCCAUGGUUGAACACUUGACUAAUGCUGGACACGAGGUAACUUAUGUGACUGUUUUUCUGCCAGAGAAACCAAUGCCACGUGUAACUGUGGUUGACAUGAGUGACAAUAUAAAAUUGUUUCCUUCAGGACCCAUGAGUAUACAAGCUGUUAUGGAUAAAACAAACGAAGGCAACAGCUUCUUUGCUAUCGUUCCACAGCUCAUGAAUAUGAGCAAGGACACUAUAGCUCACCCGAACGUGCAGAAGUUGAUAAAUGAUAAGAAUCAACAGUUUGAUGCUGUUAUCGCGGAAUGGAUGUUAAACGAAGUCUAUGCCGGAUUUGCAGGAGUAUUCAACUGUCCAUUAAUUUGGUUCUCAACAUUAGAACCGCACUGGAUGGUGUUGAGGCUAGUAGAUGAAGUUACCAAUCCGGCGUAUACUGUAGAUGUAGCGUCAGAUGCUGUUCCUCCGUUGACAUUUAUACAACGAGCCGAAGAACUGGGCAUACAAAUAGUUGGCAGGCUUAGCCAGGCUUUAUGGGUGUCUCGCCUUGAAAAUAGUUUAUACGAUGAGUUUUUUGUUACGGCAAUUAAAAAAAGACAUAACACAGCACCUUCGUUCGAAGCUCUGAGGUUCAAUGCAUCCUUACUUUUGACCAACUCCCAUGUAUCGAUGGGUGUUCCGGCAGUAUUGCCAGCUAAUGUAAUUCCUAUAGGAGGAUACCAUAUCAAACCUAACGUAAAACCAUUACCUGAGGACCUGCAAAAGUUGAUGGACAACGCAAAGCACGGCGUAAUUUACUUUAGCAUGGGCUCUAAUUUAAGGAGUAAUCAAUUACCCGAAGUGGUCAAACAAGAAUUGUUGAAAAUGUUUGGUAAACUCAAGCAAACCGUCAUAUGGAAAUUCGAAGAGGAUUUGCCUAACAGGCCCAGCAAUGUUCAUAUAGUACAGUGGGCUCCACAGCAAAGUAUUUUAGCUCAUAAAAACUGUAUAUUGUUCAUAACACACGGAGGUCUUCUCUCAACCACUGAGACGAUGCAUUUCGGAGUACCCAUAAUUGGAAUACCAGUGUUCGCUGAUCAAUUUGUGAACGUAGCAAAAGCUGUUAAAAAAGGCUACGCGCAAAAAGUGGAUUUAUCUUAUUCAAUGGCUGCAGAUAUAGAGUUAGCUAUAAUUAAACUCCUUGAUGAUUCAAGCUACACAAAGCGUGUAAAGGAACUGUCACAAAUAUACCACGACAGGCCAGUCCCACCGGCCAGAGAACUAGUGCAUUGGGUGGAACACGUUGUAAAAACUAGAGGAGCGCCUCAUUUACGCUCCCCAGCGUUUAUGGUAGCCUGGUACCAGAAGCUCUACUUAGAUCUAGUAUUAGUUUUGGUAGUUCUAGUUUUAGUUUUAAAACGUUUUUUUAAAUACUUAAAAAGUAUUUUAAUAGCAAAACAGAAAGAAAAAACCAGCUAUCGAUAUUCAUCACAGAUAGCAGCGUUAGCGCUGUCACAAUGUAUAGUAUUACUAGCUGACAAAAUGUUUAAGAAGACGCAAUGGUUGACUUUAGUCCUGUUUACACUUUGUGAAAUAAAUGCCUACAAAUACCUGGUAGUUAGUCCGAUACCAGGUAAAAGUCAUUCAAUUUUGGGAGACGCAAUAGUGGAACACUUGGCUAAAGCUGGACAUGAGGUCACGUAUAUCACAGCGUUUACACCAGAAAAAGUAUCACCUAGAGUUACUAUUAUUGACACCGAUAACUAUAAGAAUUUCCCUCCAGACGUAGGCUUCAAUUUAAAUUCAUUUAUGAAUGGAACAGUUACGACUAAUAAUUUCAUGACGUUUGCGCCAUUUAUGUUGAGUGUUAGCAGAGCUACGUUGGGCAACUCGAAUGUACGCAAACUCUUGGCUGAUAAAAACCAACAAUUUGACGCUGUGAUAGCUGAAUGGAUGUUCAACGAAGUAUAUGCCGGAUUUUCAGCAGUUUUUAACUGUCCACUGAUUUGGUUUUCGUCACUAGAACCACAUUGGAUGGUAAUGCAAUUAAUAGAUGAGAUCCCCAAUCCUGCGUAUUCUACCGACAUGUUGACAACUGAUGGUAUUCCUCCUCUGACAUUUAGACAACGAGUCGUCGAACUUUAUACACAAAUCGUGGGUAGACUUAUCCAAACAUUUUGGCUUUCUGGCCUUGAACACGAUAUAUACAAUGAGUAUUUUGUACCUUUUAUUCGAGACAGAUAUAACACUGUGCCUCCAUUUGAAGAACUGAGAUACAAUGCUUCUUUAAUGUUGAGUAACUCUCAUAUAUCGAUGAAUACUCCUAUAAGAUUGCCAGCUAACGUUAUCACUAUAGGAGGGUAUCAUAUCAAACCUAAUAUAAAACCUUUACCUGAGGAUCUACAGAAGCUUAUGGACAACGCCAAAGAUGGCGUAAUUUAUUUCAGUAUGGGCUCUACUUUGAGCAGCAAACAUUUCCCAGAUGAAAUCAAGCAAGAUCUAUUAAAAAUGUUUGGUAAAUUGAAACAGACUGUUAUUUGGAAAUUCGAGGAGGAUUUGCCCAACCGACCUAAUAAUGUGCAUAUUGUUCAGUGGGCUCCACAACAAAGUAUUUUAGCACAUAAGAACUGUAUUGUAUUUAUUACACACGGAGGUCUACUUUCAACUACUGAGACUGUACAUUUUGGAGUGCCCAUAAUUGGAGUACCAGUAUUUGCCGAUCAAUUCGUAAACGUAGGAAGAACUGUCAAAAAGGGAUUCGCUCAAACAGUCGAUUUAAAUUAUGCAUUGGCUGCGAGCUUAGAAAAAGCUAUUAGAAAUGUACUUGAUAAUCCAAGUUAUACAACAAGAGUGAAAGAGCUAUCUGCAAUUUACCACGAUAGAACCGUGCCACCCGCCACAGAACUAGUUCACUGGGCGGAACAAGUUGUGAAGACGAAAGGAGCGAGACAUCUACGCUCUCCAGCGUUUAUGAUGCCCUGGUACCAGAAGAUCUACUUAGAUCUUAUUUUAGUUUUACUAGUAGUUUUAUUAGUUUUGAAAUAUGUAUUUAUUUUUAUAAGAAAUAAUUUUGUUGUAUCGAAUAGAAAAUUAAAAGUUAAUUAAUUUUUUAUACAAUGUAUUUAUUACAAUAAAAUUCCUCCAUUAACUAGUCAAUGGUUAACCAACUAA